Messenger RNA from Durio zibethinus, 3378 nucleotides. The record is from RefSeq and is a predicted model, not a curated record. Lineage: Eukaryota; Viridiplantae; Streptophyta; Magnoliopsida; Malvales; Malvaceae.
AGAAUUGACCCUCCAAACGUGACCGUCAGGUAUUGGACUGUUCCAAUCUUAAAUUGGCGAAGCUGUCAAUUUAUCAACAAAUAUCUACUGGACUUAAAAAUUUUAUUUUUAUCUUUUCUUUUUGUCAAACUUUGGUUUUGAAACAAAGACUCGUUUGUAGUUUGGUUUUAAUGAGCUAAAAGGAAAGGCAGUGUCCGGAUCUGAGAUGGUUUUUGUUAGAUUUUAUUUUCAUAUUUGAAAUGAUGAUAACAAUGCUUUCCUUCUGAAGUAAUUGAAAAAAAAAAAAAACUGAUUGUCUUUUUAGCUUUUCAUUUUUAAUAUUUUAAUAAUUUAAUGAUCCAAAUCUGACAACCAAACCACAUGAGGAAGAAGCUCGAUACCCGUUUCCCAGCUGCUGGUUGGUUUCAAACACGUUAGGUGAUUUGGUACCAAAAAUUCAGUUGAUUGAUAUUAUGGCAAUGUAUUUUGUGUAUAUAAUUGGGAUCGGAUUUUCUUUCUCUAAUAUGAGGAAUGAAAGAAACGAAGGGCAAAUGGGCUCGCAUUAAAAAGAUUAUGCAAGCUGAUGAAGAUGUUGGGAAGAUUGCAUUAGCAGUGCCUGUUUUAGUUUCUAAAGCAUUGGAAUUGUUUUUACAAGACCUUUGUGAUCAUACAUAUGAGAUUACCCUUCAGAGAGGAGCAAAGACCAUGAAUUCAUUGCAUUUAAAGCAUUGUGUGCAGAGCUAUAAUGUAUUUGAUUUUCUGAGGGACAUUGUCAGCCGAGUUCCUGACUAUAGUCAUGGUCAUUCUGAUGCUGCUGCCGAUGAUCGAACUAUUUCCAGGAGAAGGAAAGCUGCUGGAGAUGAAGCCAAUGACAGCGAUGAAGAAUCAAAAAGGAGCAGAAUGCAUGAUGUGGGUCAUGCAGGCAGCAGUGGCAGAGGGAGAGGCAGGGGACGAGGGAGGGGGCGUGGAAGAGGAGCUCGAAAUGUGGAAAGAGAUGUUCAUCGCGAAAUAGAACUAGAACCCUGCUCAACUCUUCAGCAAAGCAACAAAAGUCAUUCAACCCCUGGAAUGGUGAUAGAUGAUGGUUCUGACUUGAAGGAACCAAUGAAAGAGAGCACAGUUGCUGAAGAUACCAAUCAAGCUGUUGUGAAUUUUGAUCUGAAUGCUGAGGUAGAUGAGAACGUGGAUACAAAGGCCUCAGCAGGUGCUGGUACUGUUGUUGCGCCAGCAACAAUAGCAGCAGUGGCAGCAGCUCAGUCUUCUUCAGCAGAGCCUACAACAGAGACUAAGCAUGAAGAGUACCCAGGCUGGUCUCUUUCAGAUAUGGACAAGAUGGCUAUUGAUCCUCUUCAACUUGCUCAGCUUGGCAGAAGGUUAGAUGAGGACGAAGAGGAUUAUGACGAGGAAGGGUAAGUAGUUAUGGUCCUUAUGGAGCAGGACUCCUAGAAAAAGUUAGUGGUUGAGAUCAGAUUAGCACCUCGGUAGAAAUGUUGAGAAAAGGCAAAAUAGUCAAGAUGACCUCAUUGGGGUAUGGGAGUAUAUCCUAUUUAGGUCUCAAGAGCUCAAAUGCAUCUCUCUCUCUCUCCUCGUUCACUUUCUAUUAUACCAUUUGCUAACAUAACUUUAAAAGGGUAGCUUCUCACAUUAGCAAGACACUAGUCUGGGAACUUUCCCCGUACUCAACAAGAGAAUAUGGCUCCCUAGUGUAAAAGACUUGCCCUUAGAAACUCUAUUAACUAUGAUCAUUUACUGGUUUUGUUUUGAUUAGCUCGUUAACUUUAGUUCAUGAUUGUCAAAUUCAGCUGCCUUGGCCAUUUAUUUAAUUGCUUUAAUUUAGUCUGCCAGUUUCAUCUCCUAUAAUAGACAGUUUGAACUUGAGCUGUCAUUUGCAUUUCAUAUAGCAGGAAGGAACAAUUCAUCCUUCCAUAGCGCUAGGAAUUAGAGCUCAUGAGAAUGGAUGCAAUGAAGAAAUUUUUUUCAUGCAUAUCAAUUUUCACAAGUAUGAGUCGACAUGUUUUAGCAUCUUGGAUUAAGAGGGAAGACGGGUAGCCUAGGCCCAGGCUUGUGAUUUUCCUGAAAAUAGUGCUGAGUUUGUUAAGUGGCAUUAAUGGUGCAAGUAAUUUCUUGUUGGCUGUAAAGAUGAAAGUAUAUCACUUACAUUUAAUCAAUUAUAAUUAACAAUUAUAUAAGAUCUAUCAAAAUUUUGUAUGGAGGUUAUAUUUUUAAGUGAUAAAAUUUUACAUAAUUUUUUAUUAUGAUUAAAACUUAUAAUAAAAAAAUUACAUACGAAAUGCUUCUGUGAAGAAUUCGGGAACACCGACAACAUUAGGUUUUUUGUUUUGUUGUUGAUAUUGAUAAUUGCCCGAUCCCACAUCGAUGAUCGAUCAAGAUAAGAGGAAGGAAUUUGCAACAUUUACCCGUCCCACAUUGCUUUGAGUCUAAGCCUAGUAAUAUAUAAAAGACUGCAAAUGACUUAAAAGAUAAGUUGUGUGAGCUUGUUUCCCUAGCCUAAUGUCUUGGUUUAGUUUCCGUUAAACCCAGAAACACGCUGGGGGGUUGUUAGGCUACGUUUCCUGAGUGGAAGUUGGCUCGGUUCGAUCAUGAUAGUUUCAGGCAUGUUCUAAUGUCACAGGUUAAGAUCUAAGUUUCAAGAUCAUUUUCGUAUCUCAGAUCAGCUUAACAUAAGAUUCAUAGCACGGGGAAGGUUUCUUUUGCAUCUUAGAUCAACUUAAUACAAUAUCUAUAGUAAUUUGUGAGAUAUUGUUCGUUUUGACUCUUGGAUUUUAUAAUUUUAUUUCACAAAAAAUACCUCAUAAUAAAAAGAUAGUGUGAACUUUUAUAAUCUAGUACACAAUCAAUUUAGGAUUCAUGACUCUUUUCUAGAAUUGUGAUAUAUUUUUUAACUCCAAAUGAAAGUUCAUCGUUUUCAAUGACACAUCGUUAGUACCUUCACUCUUAGCUCUUCCGAUCUAAGUUUUGAUAUCACUUGUCACGGAUUGAAAUUUAAGCUUCAGACUCGCGUUACUCCAAAACACGAAGAUGAUUUUUUUAUUGUCUCAAAUCAACUUAACACAAGAUCUAUAGUAAUUUAUGAAGUAUUAUCCACUCUGAUCUAUUAAAACUCAUAAUUUUAUCUCACAAAAAAUAUCUCAAAAAAAAUAAUAUAAAUUUUUAUCUCUCAUGAUCAAUUGUAGUACGUAAUCAAAGAUAAAUUCAUAACUCUUCUCUAAAAUCAUGACACUUAUACAGUGAUUGCUUCGGUUUUGUGUAAGUCACUUAAUCAUGUAUGAGAGCCAAAGGUCGCGUAAGGCCAUGUCUCGAAGCUAAUCAAUUACUUCUACAAAAUGAGCCCUCGAGUUAGCCAACUUCUGAAUUUCUUCUAAGCUUUCACUACGGUGG